ACGUCUAAAGUUUCUACAACAGGAAGCGUCACUGUGCUAAAAACAUUAGAGGAGGAAAGCACAACAAAGCCCGAAUGAACUAGAAACGGACGAAAUGUUACCGUUUAAGAAACGUUGUAGUUAAUGUGUUCAAGAUCUGUUUAUGUUUUAAGUUUACAAUCUAUAGAAAGUAUUUAGUUGAUCGCUAUCCAUUUUGAGAAGUCUAAUUUCCGAGCUUGCGUCACUAGCAGCCGUCGAUAGCUGUGCUAACCAAAAUGGAUGACAGCAAGAUGGUGGGAGGUAAGGUUAAGAAACCCGGUAAACGAGGCCGUAAACCUGCUAAAAUCGACUUAAAAGCGAAGUUGGAAAGGAGUCGGCAGAGCGCCCGGGAGUGCCGCGCAAGGAAGAAGCUGCGGUAUCAGUACCUGGAGGAGCUCGUGUCCAGCAAGGAGAGGGCAAUCUGUGCCCUGCGAGAGGAGCUAGAGAUGUAUAAACAGUGGUGUACAGCCAUGGACCAGGGGAAGAUCCCUUCUGAGAUAAAGGCUCUGCUGACAGGAGACGAACAGAAGGCGCCUCAAAGCUCUUCCACCAAAAGCUCUAAGAACAACAAGAACAACAACCAAAGCUAAUAUGUUGGAGAAUCCAUAUCAGACAGUUUGUACCAAGAGCCAGGCUUGAGCUAGACGGACUGUCAGUUAGCCAUAGAUUUGAUAUUUUCAUGAAAAAGUAGUUUCUAUUGAGAUGGCAGAUCUGGGUUGUAAGUAUUAAGGCACAACGUAGCUGCAUUUUGGAUAUGUUGAGCAACGGAAAACAAAAACCAGGUUAAUUGGAAAACUUAAAUUAGUCUCCCUAUCUGCUUGUUCUGUGCCUUGAUGAUACAACCUGGAAAUCGCCUGUCAGUGGGGUAGUUCUAGAACCGCGCUAGGCUGUCUUGGAAGGUUCUAGAACAGAGCUAGGCGUUCUGCUGAAAGGUUCUGAAACAGAGGUAGGCAUUUUGCCAGACCACUCCAUUAUAAGGCCUCUGCCUGUAGGUGGAGUGAUUUUGUGUUGAAUGUCUUAAUGGUCAGUCCGUUUCCCUGUGCCCCCUCAUGGAGACACUGCCUGCAGAACUGCCAGACUUUAUCUACUGGGAAUGAAAUAAUAAAUUCACUUAGGAAUUCAGAUAAAUAUUUCUUAUUUUUUACAGCUGUAAUCCAUAUGGCCAUAUGAUAACGCUUUGUACACUAAUCACAUAAGUUAAUGUUCUGAAAGUGAAGAUCUUAUAAGUUCCAGACAUCUACACAUAGGCAGCUUCAGACAGCUUGGAUUAAUAUUGACUUAUCCUCCUUCUGUAGUACAUUCUUUACAUUUUAUUGUCUCAAUAUUUUAGCGUCUGAAUGUUAGGGUUCGGGAAGCGUUUUGAAUAUGUCAGAGGAGAACAGUGAAGAGCUUGGACUGGACCAAUGCAUGGGACCCCACUUCCUGUUCUCACCAAAACAAAGCUUGGUAAAAGGAAUUACCUUUAUUUGGAUUUAUUGCUGAUUCUGACACAUUGUGUGCCCCUCUAAAUAUAAAUGCUGUGUCCAUAGGCUCCUAUUCCCUGUAUAGCCUAGGGUCCUGGCAGUGCACUUGAUAAGGAGUGCCAUUUUGGCCAGAGCCUUGUCAGGGAAUCAUGGCAGACAAAGGUUAACGUGCCUGUAGUGAUGAUGGUGAUAUGAUGAUGAUGUAAUGAUAUAGAAGUCUUGAUAUGUUUGAUGGAUACAUGUUGGAUUUAUUUUUUUAUUUAUAUUUUUUAUGGAUCACAGAAAGCACUUUUUGCAGGUUUUGUAGUGUGUUGUUGAAUGUAUAGCAGGUUUAACAGAGAGAUGUUAUUUGAUGUUUUGUAAAGAUGCUGUUUUGUAAAGAUGUUAUAGUUUUGUGUGAAAUACUAGCAAUGAUGACAUGACCUUAAAGAAUAGUGUUGAAGAAUUGCUCCACUUUGUUGUUUCUUUUUAAAGUUACAAUGAAUCCAAAGGAUCACAGAUCAAGGACAUGGCUGCUUCUUUCUAUUUCCAUAAUGUGAGCAACCUUCUAAAAUAUAGCAGCCUGCACCUGUUGUUAACUAAUGAUCAUUGACUUAUCCUCCUUCUGUAGGAUUAAUUACCAAGCACUUAUACAUGAAUCUUCAAUCACACACUUACCUGUGUUGUGCAGCCUCAACAACCCAAAUUCUAAACCCAAUAGAAUGUUUUGUAGGACCAAGCUGCACGUGUGUGUGCGUGCGUGUGCGCGUGUAUGCACCUGCCCUUGGUUUCUGGAGAGAGGAGAAAUGUUAAACUGAAGUUGUUCAAUGUAAUAAAGUAGACAUAUACAAAACA
Molecule: messenger RNA, 2315 nt
Organism: Esox lucius (northern pike)
Lineage: Eukaryota; Metazoa; Chordata; Actinopteri; Esociformes; Esocidae
Gene: crebl2
Product: cAMP responsive element binding protein-like 2
Exons: 3
Coding region: 255-608 (117 amino acids)
Biological process (GO): regulation of DNA-templated transcription
Cellular component (GO): nucleus
Molecular function (GO): DNA-binding transcription factor activity
Source: RefSeq, a predicted model, not a curated record